UCUGCGGCUGAUUAUGACCCCCGUUGAGCCGUUCCCCCCAGACUGGGACGAUGACGAGCGAAUGUCAUUCCUUUUCUCUGCGUUCAAGCAAUCGAGGGACGUGAAUACCUCUGAUUGGGAUGGAAAAAUGGGCUUUUGGGUCCCGCUGAUCCUCCGACAUGCCCGUUCCAAGGGGCUAUUCAGCGUCACGCUGCGCGAUCUACAAGUGGAAUUCACGCGCAAGGGGAGCGUCCCGCUGGGGCUGGGGACAGUCAUCCAGGAGAUGAUCAGACAGGGGUCUCUCCAGAAGGAGUCACAUUUUGUGUCUGGUGUCUCCAGUGGAUGGUUGGUGUGGGGCAUGCAGCAGCUGGUCAUCAGACCUCUUCGAUGGACGGUGGGCGCAGUGCUAGGUCUUCGGAUUUCACCUGAUGAGCCCCUGCUGGUUCCUGAAGUUAUAAAGGACGGGGCAGACAUGGUGCUGAAGAAGUAUCAGUCCUCCUCUCUAAGCUCCAUGGCCGUGCUGUCUGAAGAGGAUGUGCGUUCCCUCUGUGCUGACGUUUGCCCGAGUCCCUCUGCUCUGAACCUUGUUCUGCUGCAGCUUCAAAGGGACAAGAAGAUCUGCGUGAUGGAGAAAGGUGGGGAGAAGCUGGUGAAGUUUGUGCAGGCCGGGAUGGGUCACGUGACCGCCAUUAACCAAUCAGAUGUGGGCAUCUACGAGCUGCGGAAAAGCGAGAAACUGCUGUCCGAGAGAUUACAGAGCGCGUGCACAGAGUCAGACCGACUGAAGGAAGAAGCAUUGAGCAGCAAACAUGCAGGAAACAAGCAGCAGGCUCUGCGAUGUCUGCGGCGGCGGAAGUUAGCGGAAAAGCGAGCGACGGAGCUACAGAACAAACUGGACACCGUGCAGAACAUUCUAGAGAGAAUAUCAAUGGCUGAGACUGACCGCAAGGUCAUCUCUGCAUAUGAGGUGGGGGUCUCUGCUCUGCGAUUGGCCAUGAAAGAUGUCAGUCAAGAGAAAGCUGAAAGCUUAGUGGAUCAGAUUCAAGAGUUCUGUGACCUGCAAGAUGACAUCAAUCAGACUUUGUCUGGAGCAGUGAUCAGUGAUACUGAUAUUGACGUUGAGGACCUAGAGAGAGAGUUGGAUGACAUUCUCAAGCAAGAAGAAGUUUUAAUCGAUCUUCCAGAUGUUCCAACUAAUCCGAUUACCCCUCAACAGCCCGUGACUGUUCAGGAUGAUGGAGAUGUUUACCAAGAAGUAUACAACGCAGUGACGCCCCGAGCCCCAGCGACCAUUCUGCAAUGACACCUGCUGGAUUCCCAUUACCGCUACUGGGAGUGUGCCUAGCGGACAAUCCCCAGUGGUAAUCAUGUACUAUGAAACUGCUGUACCACACCUUGUGGCGGAUUGCUCAACCAAAGUAUUUGAGUCUCGAGGAACCUGUAUUCUCAUAAAGAUAAAGUCUGUACAGUGUCUGUGUCUUCUUGUUAAUCCAGAGUCAACCAUAAAAUAAUAUAUGAUAAGAACCAUAGCACUUGGUGUUUUUAAAACUUUUCACCAGAAUCACAUUUUGUGCAUAACCCCAAAUGUCUUAUUUUCCUUGCAUUAGCAUUUAUGUUUACAAUAGCCUUCAUUAAAUGUAUUUGUAAUAAAUGUGUGUUCAAACUUUGAAUAAAGUUCUUAACUCUAA
This is a messenger RNA of Spea bombifrons (plains spadefoot toad), 1667 nucleotides long. It is a transcript of the gene CHMP7, whose product is annotated as charged multivesicular body protein 7. Gene Ontology annotation, cellular component: ESCRT III complex; multivesicular body; cytoplasmic side of plasma membrane. Lineage: Eukaryota; Metazoa; Chordata; Amphibia; Anura; Pelobatidae. The record is from RefSeq and is a predicted model, not a curated record. The coding region runs from base 14 to 1282 and encodes 422 amino acids. Gene Ontology annotation, biological process: vesicle budding from membrane; late endosome to vacuole transport via multivesicular body sorting pathway. The transcript is spliced from 10 exons.